UUCAGGGGCUGGGACAGGGCUCCCAAUGCACAGGGAGCGGCUCCCGGUCGGUCUCAGGGUGUGAUGGGAGCUCUUGCUCCUCAGGGUCCACAGCUGGGCAGCUGAGGGCGCCAGCUUCACUGGGACACGAUCCCCAGGGACCACACGGGAGGCUGGGGCGUCUUGACAGGGACAAUGACCAUGCAGGGUGAGAAGCCCUCAAGCAGGGGGGAACAGGUCUAGCCCAGCUGUGACAAAGGCUGGACCCACACCUGCUGUGGCAGGCGGAGGCUUCCCCCUGUUGGUGCGACGGGGGACAGUGUGCACAGGGCAUGGCUUAGAAGUGCAGCAGGCAGCGCCCGCUGGGACUCGGCAGCCAUCUUGUGUGAGAGGAGGGGGCUCAGUUGAGGAGCCACAGGAAGUGACCUCACCUGGAGACCUGGGGGGCCCGGCAACAACCCCAACAUUCCAGAGUUGAGUCUGAACCAGCUCACCUGGAUAGAGUCUCGCAGGAAGAUGUUCCUGAGUUGUAUCCCGCGAUGCCCAAGCCCAGCCCCCAAGAAACCCUGCGGUGGGUGCCUCGCCCAGUGGUGGGGACGCUGGGCCAGCCCUCACCCCCGACGCUCCUGGUGCUUCCAACAGAAAACGGCCAUGGGCCAGGACAGGUCAGCCUCGCGCCUGGCAAUGCACAGAAGGCUGCGGAUCGCCAGCAGGCAGGACGUGUGUCAGGCCCCUUUCACUGAUGACCUGUGUGUGGUGGGGGAGUGGUCAAACGAGCCCACAGCUCCGAAGCCCCCGUACCGGGCGUUCCCCGGCACACAGAAACCACUGGACGUCCCCCUCAGUCACACACUGUUGGUCAGAGCCCAGAUAGAGCCCAGGGGCUCCGCAAAUGCCCAUCUCACAGCGGAGGAAGUAGGGCCCGUUGACUUCGCCUGUGUCAGUCGUGACCCAGGGUCAGGGCCGGGCCUGGCACCUGACCUCACGGCUGGGGCGGCACAGAGCCCUGAUCUCCCAACAACACCCCCGCUGGAGCAGUGCUGGUCCUCCAUCGAUCAGCGCCACCACAAGGAUGCGCGGGGGACAGCUGUGUCCCCGGGGGCCGAGCAGGGCUCAGGGGAGGCCCUGAGAGAAGAGGCUCUGGGGAUGGAGGGUCCUGGAGCCAGGACUGUACGCAGCAGCUGA
Messenger RNA from Oryctolagus cuniculus (rabbit), 1164 nucleotides. The record is from RefSeq and is a predicted model, not a curated record. NCBI's taxonomy places the organism in Eukaryota, Metazoa, Chordata, Mammalia, Lagomorpha, Leporidae.